This is a messenger RNA of Moesziomyces aphidis, 1581 nucleotides long. NCBI's taxonomy places the organism in Eukaryota, Fungi, Basidiomycota, Ustilaginomycetes, Ustilaginales, Ustilaginaceae. The record is from the annotation of a GenBank genome assembly.
AUGGCUGUGCCAGCGACCGACUCGUAUAGUCCGCUCAACACGGUGGCUGUGGUCCCGUACGACCUCCCAGCGUCCGCUUCCUCUGCCUCGCGCUCGCGCGCGGCGUUGGACGCAUCAGCACGGUCCGCAGGCUCGCUGGUCUCGGCUGCGUCGAACUUGAUUGGCGCUAUCGCGCAGGGAACCACAUCUCUCCAGACUGUUCAGUCCGAAACUCUUUCCGAUGACGCUGAAAGCGACGAUGGCUCGAGCUCGUUCACGUACCGCGCUCCGGCAGGCACUUCCAGCGGCUCCCAGGGCGGCGGCUGGUACGCCUCGACGCCGUACCACAUCUCCAACCGAUACUACGAGGUGGACAUCACGCUCAAGGCCACGCGAUCCGCGCUAGCUUCUGCCUCGGAAACCUCCAGUGCUGCGGAGGAUAGUGUGCUGUCACAGCCCUUCCCUGCGUACCUCGUGGUAGUCGACCGCAGCCGCAGCCUGGAUCAUCACCGUCAGCUCGCCGCCAGCCUCGAGUCCAAGGUCUCUUCGGGCUUUGACGCGGAUAUCAGCAUAGUUGUGGGCGUGUCGCUGCUCUCGUCCUCGCAUCCGCAACUGGUGCAGAAUCUGGAUGACGAGCCACGUCACGCAUCAGCCACGCUAAGGCGGGCUUCCAACGAGAUCGCCAAGACGAGCGAUCUUGUGGCGGUGUACGCUGAUGCAGGAUGGGAGUUCAUCGCGAUCGAUGAGGCGGAUGCAGAUGGAUCGGAUGCGCAAUCGAGUCGGGGACACGGGUCCGAUGGUGAAGACAGCGAAGAGGGUGGCGAUGGUAUCGAGAGAAUCCGCGAGGCACUCAUGAACCACAUGUGGAAUGGACUCGUGCGCAAGCAAGAAGCGACAAGUGCAUUGCGCGGAUCGUUGCCAGAGGGGAGUCACUCGUCUGUCGCCAGCGCACCCUUGUCAAGCAUUGGCUUUUCCGAAGAUGCAACCGCAUGGCGCGACAACCAACACGACUUACUCGAGCAAGCUCCGCGUCUUGACAGUGCAGUUGAGGCAGCCAGUCGCGAGGAGAGUUCACAGGAGGGGCGACUUCCGUCACUGGGCGUGGGAACUCACGCCGAGACGAGCGAGCUGGACGAGCAGCUCGCCAACCUGUUCCUCUCCUCGUCCCGCCCUUCUGACCUGGCCGAACUCGAAGCUUUUCUGGCGUCGGAAGAUCCGUCGUGGCCCACUGCGUCGUCAUCCUCUGCACCUGUUCCGGCUGCUCCUGCAUUCGACGAUGAUUUCGACGACUUUCUUCCGUUCCAAUCUGCCGGCUCUUCCGACGCUUGGACCGCGUUCGAAGGUGCUGAUCUUCCGUCCGAACGCGAGGUUGCCAACAUGCAAAACGUACUCUUUGGCUCGCAGACGGGGUCCGCGGACGAGGGCGAUCUGGUAUCGCAGCUCAACCAGCUCCAGUACCAUGCGCAGCGAGUGCGCGGGAUCGACGACCCGGAUCAGCGCAGGAAACAGGCUGCACUUGUAGCGCUCGCUUUCAGCAUGCAGUGGUCUGAUUCUGAACCCCGACAAGCACAACCGGACGGAUCCGACGGAUUGGCAUUCUAG